GGGGGAGCGGCCGAAGCCGCCGGAGGUGCUCGGGUGUUCGCCUCGCACCAACCGCCGCCCGCCCACUGCUCGACCGCUGGUGACGAUGCUGGACCGGGAGCGGGGCUGGAGUGUCUCCUUCGCCGGCUGCGGCUUCCUGGGCGUUUACCACAUCGGCGCCGCCACCUGCCUGCAGGAGCGCGCUCCGCACGUCAUCCGCGACGCCCGGCACAUCUACGGAGCCUCCGCUGGAGCGCUGGCCGGCGCCGUGCUGGCCGGGGGCGGCUCUUUGGCUCAAGCUUGUGCAGAUGUUCUGGCAUUAGCCAAAGAAGCUAGAAGGCGAAAUCUUGGUCCUCUUCAUCCUUCCUUUGAUGUGAUAAAGAUAAUUAGAGAUGGACUUAUGAGAAAUCUUCCAGAAGAUACUCACAAGUUGUCUUCGGGCAGACUGUAUAUUUCACUAACCAGAGUAUCUGAUGGUAAAAAUGCAUUGAUAUCUAAUUUUAACUCUAAAGAAGAAGUUGUCCAGGCUUUAAUCUGUAGUUCAUUUGUUCCUAUUUAUUGUGGCCUAAUUCCACCAUCAUUUAGAGGUGUGCGUUAUGUGGAUGGGGGAAUCAGUGACAACUUACCUCAACAUGAAUCUAAGAAUACCAUCACAGUUUCACCUUUUGCUGGGGAGUGUGAUAUCUGUCCAAAGGGAAAUUCUGCCAACUUUCAUGAAAUGAAUGUGACCAAUACCAGCAUCCAGUUUAGUUUGGGGAACUUUUACCGUUUAACACAAGCGCUCUUUCCGCCAGAACCUAAGGUACUAGGAGAAAUUUGUGAGCAAGGAUAUUCAGAUGCUCUUAAAUUCUUGAAAGAGACCGGUAUUCUGAAUGACUCAAUUUAUAUCCACUUGUCCUUCACAAAAAGAAAUCCUUGUGAAGCUGGGCAACACAUUGACCCUAUGAAGCAAAAAAAAUUGACAGAAAAUAAUGGAGUGGAAUCUUUGAAAAUGGAAGCACUUGAUGACCAAUUGAAGCAAAACCCAUGGCCUUUGGAGAAUAGCAUAUUUGAGAGUCUACCUCCUAGACUUCGUAAAGCACUGCAGGAGGCGUGUAAAGAACAGAAUGGAUUCUAUGCUCAGUUCUCUAAACUCUUCCCAAUACGGGUUAUAUCCUAUCUUAUGCUGCCAUACACACUGCCAGUGGAGUCUGCUUACUCUGUUGCUUUACGGUUAGUAAACUGGUUUCCUGACAUGCCUGCUGAUGUUCGAUGGAUGCAAGAACAGUUUUUUCGGAUUGCUGGUACAGUUUAUUCCCAGGCUAAAAACAAGUUGUUCAGUAUAUCCAGGAAAGAUGACAAAUUUGCAUCACUAAGAAAAUGUCAAACUAUCCCAUCUACUAUGGAACUUCAUUCUUCAUACUGCCACCUUAAAAUGCCUCACUCUUCUGCUGACCUUGAAACCUGGCUCUGGGAAUCUUCAUGCUUCAUGCACUCAGCUGUGAAAAAUGUUUCUGCUAACAUGCAGGAGCAUGCAGAAUUAAACUCCUAUCCUAAUUUUCUCCCAAAUUCUGAUGAAUCUGGGUUAGAAAUAGAUUUUGACUCCUCCUCAGAGGCAAGUUUCCAAACUGCUCCAGAGUAUUGAUUUGGAAGUACAUUCCACAGUUUCCAAAAUUCCAUUUGGCAGAGAAUUUGAAAUCCUAAAGGACUAAAGAUCACUUUUUUUAUUGCCAUUAAGUCGUGUAAAAUUACUUGUUUACAGCUUCCUGACAAGUCUGCCUUGGGAAUUCUACUGUUUUAAAGAUUAUAAAAACAGUGGCUGCUAUACUAAGUAACAGACUACAAUUCUGUUGAAGCACCAGCUCAAUCAAAGGUAGUAAGACAUGUAAACACUGUCUCUCUGGAAAUUAAUUUUUUAAAAAAAUUACUUUCAGCAUAAAAAUGCAAAUUCUCUAAAAAUAUUAGUAGAAAAACAAGCAUUGAUUAAAAAAAACAUUUUAAUAAAUAGAAUUCUUAACAAUAUUAUGGGUUAAGAUUACUUUGAUAGCACUUAAAUGAAAUUGGACUUUUACUUCAUAAAGGGAAAUACAAGAAUGGGCUUUUUAGUGGCCUCCAGUGUUGUUUUGCCUUAUAUUUAAACAUAUGGUUGUGUUUAUGGAAAAGUGGUUUGCAUGAAAUACUGUAACAAUGUUACUCUAGGUUGUUGUAUGUAUUCCAUGGUUCAUACUUCUCCUCUGUGGUUCUUUCCCUCUUCUAAUACUUCAAGGGAUAAAGACUUAAGAAAUGGGACAUAUUCCCCUGAAGUGUAAGCAAAUACACUUUCUGUGAUUACAGAAGACCUUUUUUUUUUUACUUAAGGGUUUAUUACUUGACUAAAUAUGAAAAUGUAGGUAAAUAUGAAAAGUAGGUAAAAUAGUGACUGUGCUUAGUAGUAGCAAACAGUAAUUUGAGAAGGUGUUAAUCUUUACAGAAGAUUCUGUAUAGAGAUUUUUGUUAACAAGUGGUGGUUGAUGUUUUGGUCUACUAUGAAUUGCUGCCCAAUCAUUCUUGAUUACUUUUCCCAUCCAACUUGAGAGAUUUUUUUUUGUCCCUUCUUUUAUUUCCUUCUUCCUAAAGGAGCAAAGAAAAGGAGCAAAGUCAUCUCUAUCUCAGUGAGGUGUAAGAAUGCAAAGGAAGUUUUCCAAGAUUUGAUCAUUAGAAGAAGAAGCAAAUGUGGAAGCAGGGAAGAGUCAAUAUCCAGGGAGCUGUGCAAAGGUCUCAAACAAUGGGUAGAAAGUUGGCCAAAUCACAUCUGUCAUGACCAUUUUUAAGCACUUUCCACUAAAAGGGUUCUGCAUAAUUUUAAAUUUGAAUAAAGACAACUCAUUAGUGUAUGAAUACGUUAGGAAAAGGAAAUAACAAAAUACCCCAAAAUGAUGGCUUUACAACGGAAUUUGUGCAUGUAUUUGGGUGCAAGUGUGUGACACCUGAACACUUCUCAUUCAUGCAACUUGGUUGCAGUCCUGGGAAGAGACCACAGAUUCUUUCUGAGUGUGUCUUGUACAAGGAGAAGCAGCAAUUAGAUUGUGAUGCUGAGGAGAAGGGAAAUUCACUUUGUGGACUUUGGUAUCCAGAAAUCUGUCAAAUAGCAAAAUGUAGCACGUGGACAAGCCUUUAAGCAGUUUCUCAGGUGUGAUUCACCUAAGCUUGAAAUGCUAAAUUUUACAACAUGAAAACUGAUUUUAGAAUGCUGGGGCAUGGGGGAGAAAGUGUCAAACCAUCCAUUUCCAAACUACAGAAGACUGGUGCUAUUUUACUUCAACUCUUGUUUAUUUCUUGUGUAUGUAUCUUCAAAUUUACAAGAAAAGUUGGAAAUUUUACUCUUAACUACAAUUAAAUGAUACAAGAUCUGUUUUAUAUUCUUUCUUUAUAACUUUAAACUUUCUAUAAUUUAAUUUUAUAAUGUUUUGCAAAAUAUUAGUCUUACCAGCAUGUUUUAGAAUCUAAGCAGGAAUGCAAGUUUUGCUUCAUUUAUGUGUAACUGGCAUAGUUCUAGUAACUACAUUUAAAUCUUUGCCACUGCUGUGAUUUUGUCUCCUUUUUCUAAAAUAAAAAUAUAAUCUCUUCUGUUAC
Calypte anna (Anna's hummingbird) is the source of this 3570-nucleotide messenger RNA. Its product is annotated as patatin-like phospholipase domain-containing protein 2. The record is from RefSeq and is a predicted model, not a curated record. The coding region runs from base 86 to 1603 and encodes 505 amino acids. Gene Ontology annotation, molecular function: triacylglycerol lipase activity. Gene Ontology annotation, cellular component: membrane; lipid droplet; cytoplasm. Lineage: Eukaryota; Metazoa; Chordata; Aves; Apodiformes; Trochilidae. Gene Ontology annotation, biological process: lipid homeostasis; triglyceride catabolic process. The transcript is spliced from 9 exons.